Molecule: messenger RNA, 2250 nt
Organism: Prorocentrum cordatum
Lineage: Eukaryota; Dinophyceae; Prorocentrales; Prorocentraceae
Source: the annotation of a GenBank genome assembly
AUGCCUCUGAAGCCGAUCGUGAUGAUGGAGCACACGUUCGUGACCGACCUCCCAUCCGACAUGGUGGCGACCCUGACCGUGUACCACCAGGAACUCGGGAUGGUGCUGGCGCUGGUGGUGGGCGAGAAGGGCCCCAUCCAGUGCGCGCUCCGCAAAGUCAUUGAGUACCUCGGGCACUGGGGUAGGAAGGCCACAGUCUCGAGGGUCGACGGCGAGCCCGCCACAGAGGACAGGAACGAGGAGGUGAAGGACCUGCGGAGGACCACUGGGCUGCUCCUGCGGGAUGUGGCCGAGGUCGAGCUUCACGCUGGUCACCCGCUGGUGCCCUGGCUUGUGCGGCACUGCGGCUGGUGCAUCUGCGUGCCCCGCGUGCGCACGGGCGGCCGGACGGGCUACGAGAGGCUGAAGGGCGGGCCAUGCAACGGCAAGACUGCCCUCUUCGGACUCCCGAUGCCUCGGCCCGGCCGAAACGGUGCAUCCAUCACGAAGGCCUACCUCGACAAGUACGGCCUCACCCCGGAAUGCCCAGGCUGCACCGGGCGCACGACGGGACACAGCGACGCCUGCAAGGCUCGCUUCCUGGAGAUCUGGAGGAAGGCGGAGCGCGUGAUCGGCGCUCUGCAUGCGUGCGGCCAGCCGCCCCUUGCGGAGGCCGGGAGCAUCGUAACGCCGGCGGCCCACGUGGCGACGCCAGACGUCGGCACGCAGGACGUCAAGGACCACAAGACCGGCGAGGUGCCGAUGAAGGACGCCAGGGGUAAGAAGGUGCGCAGCCUGUGGCUCGACGGGAAGCCUGUGCAGGACGGUGAGACCACCGUCUGGACGCGAUGUGUGGCCAUGGAGUUCAACGUGUACGACCGGCUGGGCACGUACACGGCAACGCCACCGUUGAAGGUCGUCAAGUUGAUCGCCUCACGAGCUGGUUCUAUAAGACGUCCUGGUACCAACGACUGGACCAGGGUGCUGGGGCUCUACGACAUCGUCACAGCGUUCUGGCCAGCCGACUUGCCGCUGGACGAGCCGAUCACGGUAAUCCCGCCUAGGGGCGAGGAGGCCCCAGGGAUGGUGCGGCAGAUGGUGAAGGCGAUGUAUGGCACACGCCGUGCGUCCCAGUUGUUCCUCGAGUUCCUGGUGAAGGUCUUCGAGCAGUGCGGAUACAAGGCAUUGAAGACCAGCCGCCAGAUCUUCUACUCGAGGCGGUACGACUCUGUGGCCGGUCUGUGGGGCGAUGAUAUCAUAGCCGAGGCGGAGAGCGAGGGCAUCGACCACCUUGACGCCAUGAUCAGCCCGCUCUGCAACAUCAAGGACCUGAAACACGUCGUGAUGUUACUGGAGAGCACGGGCAAGCUCAGGGCGAAGCCCCAGGGGAGCCCCUGCAGCAAGCAAAUCGGCAGGGACGACCCGGCGACCCUGGACGAGCUCGACGGCGAGGCGCAGACCCAGCAUCGCAGCGACACUGGUCGUGUGCUCCACGUGUCGUCCGGGCGCUUCGACAUCCAGUACUCAGCCAAGGAGCUGGGCGAGCCGAUGUCCACGCCUCGCAGGCUAGGCAGCGCAAGGCUGGACCGCUGCGCGCGGUACCUCGCAGGCUGCCCGUUCUUGGCGCUCGUCUUCGAGCACGAGCCAGAGACAGCAACUGGGCCGAGGAGCUGGACCGUUGCUCGACCCACGCAGGCUGCGAGCUCGUGGGCUCGCAUUUCAUCGAGUCCUGGGCCGUCACAGGCCCUCUCCGGCGCGGAGGCCGAGCUUUACGGCAUCGUCGACGGUGCGGCCCGGGGCAUCAUCACAUCAGGACCCAGAGCCUCUGCAAAGAGAUCGCGGAUCGUCGUGGUGCCGGAGCGGCACGGUCGCGUCGGCAGCGAUGCCAGCGCCGCCGUCGGCAUCAGCUCUAGGAGCGGCGUGGGGAAGACCCGCCAUAUCGCGACGCGAUGGCUCUGGGUCCAGGACGCCGUCUGGGAGAAGCAAGUCAUCCUGAAGAAGAUCCCCGGCGAGACCAACAUCGCCGACUUGGGGACGAAGGCACUGGAGCCGAAGAGGCACCAGGAGCUCAUGAAGCUGCUCCCCCUGGCGAAGCCUACAUGCCGCCGGUUAUUGGCGGCAUGGGUGGCCUUCGGAGCGGCCCCUGCAACGCAGGCCGCCCCGGAGGCGCAGGAGGAACUGACGUGUGCGGUGAAGCCGCAGUGCGAGGAUACCAGGCUCCUCAACUACAUGCUCGUCGCUCUUCUAAACUGGGGGCUGGUGCGCCUCUAG